AUGGAACAGAGUGGGAUCACAUUUGAAUGCAUCGACAUCGACAGAAUGACAGGAUCUUCAGUUAAUAUAGCAAAUAAUAAUGAGGUUGAUGAACAACAUUGUCGUCAUGUUGUGAUAUCCAUCGAAGAAAUGUGCAAACGACUGCCGCCGCCUCCUAUUGAUCCAGAAUGCAGCAUCUAUCGGGUUCCCAAACGGCUACUCAACAUGAAUCGUAAAGCCUAUACACCUCAAGUGAUUUCCAUUGGCCCUUUUCACCAUAGUAAUCAAUCCAAUUUGAUUGUCACACAACAACAUAAGCUUCAAGCUCUCGAUAGCUAUCUCCAUCGUGUAAAGAUGACAGUUGAGGCCGUCGUGAAAAUCACUCAGAAUUGGGAGAAUAGAGCCCGCAGUUGUUAUGGAGAACCCAUCAAAAUGAAUAAUGACAAAUUUGUUACAAUGCUGCUUCUAGAUGGUUGUUUCGUAGUGAWGUUUCUGAUACUAGAUUAUAACAACUAUGAAACUGAUGAAAACGGGUUCGAUUCUUCAUUCUACGAAGCAAUGAGUUCUGAUAUAUAUGGAGACAUGACAAUGCUUGAAAAUCAGCUUCCUUUCUUUGUUCUUCAAGGUCUAUAUGACCUAAUACCGAAAGAUCAUGAAAUAAAAAACAACUCCCUUAUACAACUUAUAGAAACGUUUUUCAGUAGGUCGAUGAACAAUCAUGAGAUUCCUUGUCAUGUAUCCCCACCAAAUGUAAAGCACUUGGUCGAUCUCUUAAGCUUAUACUUCUUGCCCCCGUGUGAUACGAAGCAGCAGCAUGAUAAGGACGAGUAUUUGGUUACUCCAUGUGUAACCGAGCUUUGCGAGGCUGGUGUCACCAUCAAGAAAGGAAAAGAAGCCACAUGUCUGAUGGACAUAAGCUUCAAAAAUGGGGUUUUGGAAAUCCCACCUUUAGACAUUGAUGAUCACUUUGAAACCAUCGUGCGAAACCUGAUGGCGUUUGAGCAUUAUCCCGCAGCAAAUUACCACAGGUAUACAAUCCAAUAUGCUUUAUUUCUGGAUUAUAUGAUAAGCACAGAGAAAGACGUGAGAUUACUUGUGGAGGCGGGAAUCAUAAUCAAUAGUAUUGGCGGUAGUGAUAAAGAAGUUUCAAGACUGUUUAAUGAUCUCGGUAAAUACGUCUCCAUUCCGGGUGGUGUCCACUACUUAAACCAUAUCACCAAACCUUUACAUGAUCACUGUAAGAAAUGGUGGCCCCGAUCCAAGGCUACAUUGAAACGUGACUAUUUCAAUAGUCCAUGGGCUUUUAUCUCCAUCGUCGCUGCUACCUACAUCAUUAUCCUCACUCUCUUACAAACAAUAUUCACUGCGAUAUCCACUUUCAAGUGAA
Molecule: messenger RNA, 1366 nt
Organism: Momordica charantia (bitter melon)
Lineage: Eukaryota; Viridiplantae; Streptophyta; Magnoliopsida; Cucurbitales; Cucurbitaceae
Product: UPF0481 protein At3g47200-like
Source: RefSeq, a predicted model, not a curated record